AUGGAUACAUCUAACUAUUAUAAUAAUAACUAUCAACAACAAAAUAAUUGUAAUAUUUUUCAAGUUACUUAUCAUUCUUCUAAUCUGGAUCCUGAAUAUUUAAAAAAACUUAGUAAAGCUGAAAGAAGAAAACAACGAAGAGCAACACCUAAAUAUAGAACUAUGCAUGCAAGUCGUGAAAGAAUUCGUGUUGAAAGUUUUAACAAUGCUUUUGCCAAAUUACGUACUUUAUUACCAACUUUACCAAUUAAUAAAAAAUUAAGCAAAAUAGAGAUUCUUCGUAUUUCCAUUGCAUAUAUUAAUUAUCUUGAUAAUUUACUAACUUUAUAA
This is a messenger RNA of Strongyloides ratti, 330 nucleotides long. Its product is annotated as Helix loop helix protein 4C. Bases 1 to 330 code for a protein of 109 amino acids. The record is from RefSeq and is a predicted model, not a curated record. Gene Ontology annotation, biological process: regulation of transcription by RNA polymerase II. The transcript is spliced from 2 exons. Gene Ontology annotation, molecular function: protein dimerization activity; DNA-binding transcription factor activity, RNA polymerase II-specific; RNA polymerase II cis-regulatory region sequence-specific DNA binding. NCBI's taxonomy places the organism in Eukaryota, Metazoa, Nematoda, Chromadorea, Rhabditida, Strongyloididae.